Hordeum vulgare subsp. vulgare (domesticated barley) is the source of this 3420-nucleotide messenger RNA. Its product is annotated as probable LRR receptor-like serine/threonine-protein kinase At1g06840. Bases 316 to 3162 code for a protein of 948 amino acids. Gene Ontology annotation, molecular function: ATP binding; protein binding; protein kinase activity. Gene Ontology annotation, biological process: protein phosphorylation. The transcript has 21 exons. The record is from RefSeq and is a predicted model, not a curated record. NCBI's taxonomy places the organism in Eukaryota, Viridiplantae, Streptophyta, Magnoliopsida, Poales, Poaceae.
UAGUACUACUAGUGGCGGUGGUGGUGGUGGUGGUCAAGGCCCUUCGCUCCUCCCUCUCUCGCCCCCACACCCGCUCGUCGUCGUCGUCCGAGCUCCACGCCCCCACCAACCCACUCGCUCGCCGCUGGCCCUGCCGCGGUUGUGAAGGGGCGGGUGGAAAGCGGGGCGGCAGCAACAGUGGCUUACAAAAGGCGGAGGCCCCCCCUCCCCCUUUCCCUACAGGGUAGCAGUCGCCGUCGGGGACGGAGCGCCCGCGCCCGCGUCCGCAUUUGCUCGACCCGGCCUCUCCGGUCGCCGUCCUCGGCCAGGUAAGGCAUGGCCGGCUCAGGAGGGUUCUCGUAUGCGGCGAUCCUGCUUGCUUUGUGCAUUCUCCAUGUGGACGUCGUAAGGGGACAAGUCACCCACCCUACUGAAGUAAGUGCCCUCAAGGCUAUCAAAGGCAAGUUAAUUGAUCCUAUGAACAACCUUAGGAAAUGGAAUAGAGGAGAUCCAUGCACGUCAAAUUGGACAGGAGUCAUCUGCCACAAGAUACCCAACGAUACGUAUCUUCAUGUAACAGAGCUGGAGUUGUUUAAGAUGAAUCUUUCUGGAACUUUGGCACCAGAGGUUGGUCUUCUGUCUCAGCUGAACAAGUUGGAUUUUAUGUGGAACAAUUUGACUGGUAACAUACCGAAAGAGAUAGGCAAUAUCCCAACACUCACUCUUAUAACUUUGAAUGGUAAUCAACUAUCUGGUUCUCUACCAGAUGAGAUUGGCUAUCUCCAGAAAUUAAACAGAUUACAGAUUGACCAAAAUCAGAUAUCUGGACCCAUACCUAAAUCGUUUGGUAAUUUAACAAGCAUGAAGCAUUUUCACAUGAACAAUAAUUCAUUAAGUGGGAAAAUUCCAUCUGAGUUGUCCAGAUUGCCUGUGCUCCUUCAUCUGCUUGUGGAUACCAAUAACUUAUCUGGACCUCUUCCUCCAGAAUUAGCGGAGACACGUAGUUUGAAAAUACUUCAGGCUGAUAAUAAUAACUUCAGUGGAAGUUCCAUCCCUGCUGCAUACAACAACAUACGGACACUGUUAAAGCUGAGUCUUAGGAAUUGCAGUUUGCAAGGAGUUAUUCCUGAUCUAAGUGGAAUACCUGACCUUGGCUAUUUGGAUCUUAGUUGGAACCAACUGACAGGAUCUAUACCAACCAAUAGACUCGCUUCAAAUAUCACCACGAUUGAUUUAUCACAUAACUCUCUUAAUGGAACUAUUCCGGCAAACUACUCUGGGCUGCCUAAUCUUCAGUUCUUGUCAUUUGAAGCGAACAAUCUAAGCGGCGCUGUUCCAGCGACAAUCUGGAGUGGUAUCGCUUUUACGGGAAACAGAAGCCUUGUUCUGGACUUCCAAAACAACUCCCUUGACACUAUUCCGGCUGCAUUUGAGCCUCCAAAAGCUGUCACUCUACUGCUUUCUGGAAACCUCGUAUGUGUCACUUCUAAUCCAGCUCGAGCAGCCGGACUUUGUCAACCCACAUCUGUAAACGAAGCACCAUCUGGACAUGGACCACAAGUUAGUUUGAACUGUGCUCCUUGCCCGACGGAUAGAAAUUAUGAAUACAGUCCAUCAUCCCCUAUACCUUGUUUCUGUGCUGUGCCCCUGGGAGUUGGAUUUCGGCUGAAGAGUCCAGGGAUCGCAGACUUCCGCUCCUACAAAGAAGCCUUUGAGAUCGACUCGACCUCUGUAUUGGACCUGAGUAUUUACCAGCUAUACAUUGAGCAGUACACAUGGGAGGCCGGGCCAAGGCUGAAUAUGAAUUUGAAGUUGUUUCCAAAUAACACUAAUUUAUUCACGAUAUCGGAAGUUAUGCGGCUCAGGCAAUUACUCGCUGGAUGGGAAAUUACUCUAUCAGACACUUUUGGUCCGUACGAGCUUCUCAAUUUCACGCUUGGUUCCUAUGCAUAUGAUUUUCCAACUGUGGUGUCAUCAGGUUUAAACAAGGGCGCACUAGCUGGGAUUUUGGCAGGAACAAUAAUUGCUGCUAUCGCAGUUUCAGUGGUUUCUACACUUUUUAUAGUGAGAAGACGCUCAAAACGUCGAACAGUUUCAAGGCGCUCAUUACUGUCGAGGUAUUCCGUCAAGAUUGAUGGUGUGAGAUCUUUCACAUUUGAAGAAAUGGCUACAGCAACAAAUGAUUUCGAUGAUUCAGCUGAAAUUGGUCAGGGAGGUUAUGGAAAAGUCUAUAAAGGAAAACUAGCUGAUGGAACAGCCGUUGCAAUCAAACGAGCACAUGAAGAUUCUCUGCAAGGUUCAAAGGAAUUUGUCACGGAAAUAGAAUUGCUGUCAAGAUUGCAUCAUCGUAAUUUGGUAUCUCUGAUUGGCUAUUGUGAUGAAGAAGAUGAGCAGAUGCUUGUGUAUGAAUUCAUGCCAAAUGGCACUCUACGUGAUCAUCUUUCUGCAACUUGUAAAAUACCUCUUAGCUUUGCUCAGAGGUUGCAUGUUGCACUGGGUGCUGCAAAGGGAAUCCUCUAUCUACACACCGAGGCAGAUCCUCCUAUAUUUCACCGUGAUGUUAAGGCCACCAACAUUCUAUUGGACUCCAAGUUCGUAGCAAAGGUGGCUGACUUUGGUCUUUCAAGGCUUGCUCCGGUCCCGGAUAUUGAAGGAAAAUUGCCAGCUCAUAUAUCCACUGUUGUUAAGGGCACCCCGGGCUAUCUUGAUCCAGAAUACUUCUUAACCCACAAAUUGACAGAAAAAAGCGAUGUGUAUAGCCUUGGUGUUGUGCUGCUCGAACUAUUGACCGGGAUGAAGCCAAUCCAGUUCGGUAAAAACAUCGUUAGAGAGGUGAACACGGCUUACCGCUCCGGAGACAUUUCUGGAAUCAUCGACAGCCGAAUGACCUGGUGCCCCCCGGAAUUCGCCAUGAGGUUCCUCUCCCUGGGCCUGAAAUGCUGCCAGGACGACACCGACGCGAGGCCUUACAUGGCUGAAAUUGCCAGAGAACUCGAUGCCAUCCGGAGCGAUUUGCCCGAGGGAGAAGAUAUCAUGUCGGUAACCUCCAUGGAGAUAAGCUCCUCAGGCACGCUGACCCAAUCUACGUCGAACUCCUUGAUAACGACCACCGGGGAGCAUUUCGAUAUAUCGCAUGCCUCCAGCAGCGGCGUCCCUUCAAGGAUGGCCAUGAAUCCUCGCUAGCGUCGCCGCGCCGAUGUUCUUCGCAUUGUAAAUGGGUGUGGACAGUAGGCAAUAGCUUUGUAGAAUUACCGCUGGUCCGGCCUGCCCGUCGGUUUCUUCGUCUGUAUAUGAAAUGGUCGUUUUUGUUGUUGAUGAUGUGUGUUUGAAGAUCAGGGGGUUAACUUAUUGUAGGAGGUGUAUUUGGUAGACACUAUUGACGAGUGCAAAUGAUGAAUGCUAACUAAUUCUUUUCAGCUAAGAUCAUAUAUUGGCUGGAAA